GAAAAAAGUCUCUGAUCUGUAGUAAAUGUAAUAAAAUCUAAAACUGUGAAGUGAAAACUGUGGAUCGCUGUGUCAGAUCCAGGCCAGCAGAAGGAGGAAUCCUAAACCUAACAGAAGUAACGGCGAGGAUUCUGUGUAUGUUUCUGAGGAAACUGCCCACUGAAAACAGACUGACAGCACAGUGGCUGGCUUCUGCUGUCAGUUCUGGGAGGCUCUGGUAUGGCUGUGAGGCUCAGGAACCCCUUCACUUAGCCUUCUGGAAACGAGGGUGAUGUGAGUAAGACGCUGGUUUUAAGGCUGGUUAACUUGGUAACCAGAAGGCGACCUGGCCUGGAGUCACUAAAAAGCCCCUAUGUGAGUUCUAAGUGAACCGCGAAACACAGAACAGUUAUCAAUCCCACAGGGCCUAGCCUCAGUGCCAGCCCCGGAAACCCCCAAAUAAUCUUUCCCGGAAGUGUUUGCACCCCGAUAUCCGGCCGUGGGGUCGCAGGAAGUGAAAGCGUCUGUCUGAGAGCGCUGGUGUCCAGUCGCCUGAGGGAGGAGUUCCAGACCGUGGCUGAAAUUAAGUCACAGAGCUCACUUGUGUCUACUGUGUCUAAAGUCAUCAUGCCUCGGGGUCAAAAGAGUAAGCUUCGUGCCCGUGAGAAACGCCGUCAGGCUCGAGAAGAGCCAGAGCCUCUGAUGGAUGCUCAAGCCACUGCAAGAGUGGGAAUAGAAUUUUCCUCCUCUUCCUCUGCUCAUUUCAGUAGUGCCAUCCAGAGCUCAACUGCUCCCAAGACAACCAGCAAUCCCCACGGGCCUCAGAGAGCCACAUCCACCACUACUACUGCUGCAGCUGUUUCAUAUUUAAGAUCUAAUGAAAGCAUCAACAACCAAACGGAGGAAAGGCCAAGAUCCUCACAGGCCCUGGCUGCCAAUGAGCACAUGACCAGAAGCCCUGUAGAUGAGAAGGUGUUUAUUUUGGUGCAUUACCUUCUGUACAAGUAUCAAAUGAAAGAGCUUAUUAUAAAGGCAGCUAUGCUGAGGGAUAUAGUCCAAAUUCCCAGGAGAUACUUCAGUGAGAUCCUACGGAAAGUUUCAGAUCACCUGGAGAUGGUCUUUGGACUUGACUUGAAGGAAGUGGAUCCAGAUAGGCACAUCUACUUCCUCAUCAACAAACUGGUACCAACCUAUGAUGCAAAGUUGAGUGAUGACAGACGUGUGCCCCGGACAGGCCUGCUGAUGACUAUCCUGGGUGUGAUCUUCACAAAUGGUAAUUGUGCCACUGAGGAACAAAUCUGGCAAGUAUUGAAUGUGAUGGGGUUAUAUGAGGGGAGGAGGCACUUCAUUUUUGGGGAGCCCAAGAAGAUCAUCACUCAAGAUUUUGUGAGAGAAAAUUACCUGCAGUAUCAGCAAGUGCCCAACAGUGAUCCUCCACGCUAUCAGUUUCUGUGGGGUCCACGAGCUCAUGUAGAAACCACCAAGAUGAAAGUCCUAGAGUUUUUAGCGAAGAUCCACGAUACUGUCCCCAGUGCCUUCCCAACCUGGUAUGAAGAGGCUUUGAAAGAUGAGGAAGAGCGAGCUCAAGCCAGACUUGCAGCAAGGGCUCGCAUUAAGGCUGUGGCCAAUGCACGUUCCCAGGCCAUACUUAGCAGAUUCUCCCACCCCUAGUAGAACUCAAGGCAUUCUUUGCCUUGUGGUUGAAAGGAAAAGUCCACAUUCUAAGCUGUAGAAGGUCAGGGUGGGAUUGGAGGCAACACAGUGUAUAACAUGUUUGUUUUCUUGUUCUGUAAUAAGUUCCUGGAUAGUUUUUUCAAAAUAUUGUUCCUAUUAUCAGAAGGUUUGAGUAACUUUAGAAACUAAGUUUAUGAAUGACAUUACUUAAACAUUGCUGUGAAUGUAAGAGUAAGAGUUUUAUUAUUUUGUGAAACAAAUUAGAAACAUUCCAUUUUACUUGUUUGAAACAAGAUAUUAUGACAGUAAAUUUGGUUUUUUUUUUUUUUUUUUUUUUUUGGAAAUGUGAAAGGACACAGAAUUGUAAUAGUUGGAAUCAAAAGUGGAGAAAAAAUAAAAGACUGUAAAUUGUUGGUUUCAGUUA
This is a messenger RNA of Macaca mulatta (Rhesus monkey), 2077 nucleotides long. Lineage: Eukaryota; Metazoa; Chordata; Mammalia; Primates; Cercopithecidae. The record is from RefSeq and is a predicted model, not a curated record.